AUGAAGUAUACAUUCGUCUUUGCUGGUCUUGCUACCAGUGUCUUGGCUGCUACGGUCCCAAUUGAUAACUGGUCUACUUUGACCCCAACUGCUUCUGCUCCUUCAGGUGCAGUUACUGAUUAUCCCCUGACUUUUGGUAUUCAAGUUUCUACCAUUUCCAAGAAUAAGAGAGACGUAGUCAACCAAAUCACUGAUGGACAAAUCCAAAAGCAAAGUGGUACUUUAACUACAAAGACUGCCACUGCCAUUCAACAGAUUGGUGACGGUCAAAUACAACAUCAAACUACUGCCCCCGCCAUUCAACAAAUUGGUGAUGGUCAAAUACAACACCAAACUACUGCCCCCGCCAUUCAACAAAUUGGUGAUGGUCAAAUACAACACCAAACUACUGCCCCCGCCAUUCAACAAAUUGGUGAUGGCCAAAUACAACAUCAAACUACUGCCCCCGCCAUUCAACAAAUUGGUGAUGGUCAAAUUCAACACCAAACUACUACUGCCACUGGUGCUCAACAAAUCAGUGAUGGCCAAGUUCAACAACCAACUACUUUGACUACUAAGGUAAAGCCAAAUGCUAGUCAAGUUAGUGAUGGUCAAGUUCAAGCAUCAGGUUCUUUUUCAGAUAACUUUGCAAUUGGAUGUUUAACUGAGAAUACUUUAGCCAUGACAUUGAAGAACGGUGAAUUGAGAGACUCAAAGAAUAGAGUUGGUGCAAUUGUUGCCAACAGACAAUUCCAAUUCGAUGGUCCUCCACCACAAGCUGGUACCAUCUAUGCUGGUGGUUGGUCUAUUACUCCUGAUGGAUUUUUGGCUAUUGGUGACAGCAAAACAUUCUACCAAUGUUUGAGUGGUGACUUCUACAACUUGUAUGACAAGCUGAUUGGAGCUCAAUGUGUUCCUGUAUACUUGACUAUCAUUGAUUUAGUUCCUUGUUGA
Messenger RNA from Lizanozyma spartinae, 933 nucleotides. RefSeq names its product beta-1,3-glucan linked protein (gene PIR1). The transcript has a single exon. Gene Ontology annotation, cellular component: fungal-type cell wall. Gene Ontology annotation, molecular function: structural constituent of cell wall. Gene Ontology annotation, biological process: fungal-type cell wall organization. NCBI's taxonomy places the organism in Eukaryota, Fungi, Ascomycota, Pichiomycetes, Serinales, Debaryomycetaceae. The coding region runs from base 1 to 933 and encodes 310 amino acids. The record is from RefSeq and is a predicted model, not a curated record.